AUGUUUCCUUCAUCAUCUGAUUUCUCUUUCUCAGCUUCGUCUCUGUUCUCAGCUUACGCAUCUUUAACCGGAUUCUUGAUGCUCUUCAGAUCAAUGCUUCACGAUUUCGUUCCGGCCAAACUCCGAUCUUACUUCUCCGACUUGUUCGACCGGUAUUUCACUCCCAAAUCGAAGAAUCUCACCGUGAUUAUCGACGAGAACUUCGGAUUAAACAGAAACCAAGUCUACGACGCGGCGGAGAUGUACCUCCGGAACAAAAUCGGUCCAGAAACAGAGCGAUUACGCGUCGGGAAAACACCGAAGCAGACGCACUUCACGAUCUCGAUCGAGAAAGGAGAAGAGAUCUUCGAUUCCUUCGAAGGCUCUGAGGUUAAAUGGAGUUACGUUCAGUCAGAGAACGAAAAAGGGGAUAAAGUGAAACGACUCUACGAACUCACAUUCGAGAAGAAGCUUAAGGACAAAAUCAUGGGUUCUUAUUUGAGUUUCGUAGUUUCUGAAUCUGAAGAAAUCAAGAGGAAUCUGAGAGUUGUGAAGCUUUAUAGCAGAGAUGUGUACUCUAGUGACGACGAUGAUGGUUGUGCAGGUGGGAAUUGGGGAUGUAUAAACCUCGAACAUCCUUCGACAUUCGAUACAUUAGCGAUGGAUCCGAGUGCGAAGAAGAAGAUAAUCGAUGAUUUAGAGAGGUUUCUUAAGAGGAGAGAGUUUUAUAAGAGAGUUGGUAAAGCUUGGAAACGAGGUUAUUUAUUGUAUGGACCUCCAGGUACUGGUAAAUCAAGCUUGAUUGCUGCAAUGGCUAAUUACUUGAAAUUUGAUGUGUUUGAUCUUGAGCUUAGUAGUAUUUACGAUAAUGGUGAUUUGAAGAGGGUUUUGUUAUCCACCACGAAUCGUUCGAUUUUGGUUAUCGAAGAUAUCGAUUGCAAUGCUGAAGUGAGAGAUAGAGAAGCUGAGAAGGAAGAAGACGAUGAUAAAUUUAAGGGAAAGGUGACAUUAUCAGGGAUAUUGAAUUUCAUUGAUGGGUUAUGGUCGAGUUUCGGAGACGAGAGGAUCAUCGUGUUCACGACGAACCACAAAGAACGGCUUGAUCCUGCAUUGCUGCGUCCUGGAAGAAUGGAUGUGCAUAUCAACAUGUCUUAUUGUACAGGGUUAGGAUUUAGGACAUUGGUUUCUAAUUAUCUCGGUUUAGACGGCUUGAACCAUCCUCUCUGUGAAGAAAUCCAGAAGUUGAUCGAUUCUACUGAAGUUACUCCUGCUGAGUUAGCUGAAGAGUUGAUGCAAGACGAUGAUACCGAAGUUGUUCUUCGCGGAGUUGUUAGCUUUGUUGAGAAGAAGAAGCUUGAGAGAAGCAAAACCAAGGCCGAAGACAAGGAAGUAGUGAUUAAGAACACAAUUGAUAAUGACGAAAAACAGAGUGGUAAGAAGAAGAAGAAGGAAACUGGUAAACGAAAUCGUAGAGGGAAGAAAUAG
Messenger RNA from Arabis nemorensis, 1464 nucleotides. NCBI's taxonomy places the organism in Eukaryota, Viridiplantae, Streptophyta, Magnoliopsida, Brassicales, Brassicaceae. The record is from the annotation of a GenBank genome assembly.